Mangifera indica (mango) is the source of this 1426-nucleotide messenger RNA. Its product is annotated as probable prolyl 4-hydroxylase 12. Bases 216 to 1127 code for a protein of 303 amino acids. The transcript has 7 exons. Lineage: Eukaryota; Viridiplantae; Streptophyta; Magnoliopsida; Sapindales; Anacardiaceae. Gene Ontology annotation, cellular component: endoplasmic reticulum. Gene Ontology annotation, molecular function: L-ascorbic acid binding; iron ion binding; procollagen-proline 4-dioxygenase activity. Gene Ontology annotation, biological process: peptidyl-proline hydroxylation to 4-hydroxy-L-proline. The record is from RefSeq and is a predicted model, not a curated record.
CCUUGUGAUUGAAGAAAGAAAAUGGGUUUUCAGUUUGGUUCGCUAGAAUCAGUAGUACUUUACAGUUAAACUAGAAGGUACCACUGAUUAAAGCAUUGAGAUAAAGAAAAGAGGGAAAAAGAGCUCCACAUUGAAGAAAGAAUCUCCAUUUGUUGGGAAACUGUGUUGGCUUCGAUCUGCGAUCAAUAUUUGUUUUUUUGUCUUUUUAUUAAUCAAUGGCUUCCCUUCGUUUCAUUUUUCUUCUUUUGGCUUUUACCUCUCGUCUCUUUUUCUGUUCGUCGGCAAGGAAGGAAUUGGGGGAUAAAGAAACCUACCAGGGAAAUGUUACAAAAUUAUUUCAUUCCGUAAAAGUAAACAAAAUUGAUCCAUCACGAGUUAUCGAACUCUCAUGGCAACCAAGGGUAUUUCUGUAUAGCGGUUUUCUAUCAGAUGAGGAGUGUGACCACCUUGUUUCUCUGGCUAACGGAGCAAAAGGAAAAAAAUUGGAAACUAGUCUUCACUCAGAUAAUGUUUUCAUGAACCGAACUCAAUUAACUACAAAGGAUGAUAUUGUUGCAAGGAUUGAGGAGAGAAUUUCGGCGUGGACAUUCCUUCCCAAAGAGAACAGUAAGCCUCUACAUGUUAUGCAUUAUGGGUUCGAAGAGAGCAAACAGAAGUUAGAUUAUUUUGGUAAUAAAUCCAUGCUAGGGUUAAGUGAUCGUUUGAUGGCAACAGUUAUAUUGUAUCUGUCAAAUGUCACCCGUGGUGGUGAGAUUCUGUUCCCCGAUUCAAUGGUGAAGAACAAGAUGUGGUCCGAUUGCACAAAAGUUAGCAAUGUCCAAAGACCUAUUAAAGGGAACGCAAUUUUGUUUUUCAGUUUGCGUCCCAAUGCAUCCCUGGACGAGAGUAGCUCCCAUGGCAGAUGCCCUGUUCUUGAAGGGGAAAUGUGGUGUGCAGCGAAAUUCUUCCAAGUAAGAAAUGCAAAUAAAGAAAAAUUUUUAGUGGAAUCAGAUGGUGAUGAAUGCACUGAUGAAGAUGAAGAUUGUCCUCACUGGGCUGCCACAGGGGAAUGCCAAAGGAAUCCUGUCUUCAUGAUCGGCACGCCUGAUUAUUAUGGGACCUGUAGGAAGAGUUGCAGUGCAUGCUGACUGGUAAUCUUUAAUGUGUACUAUCUUCUACUACCCAUUUGUAACAAAUGUGACAUGGGUUAGUGAUCGAUCGAUACCAACCUUUUGAGUUCAUAAGAAGAGAAUUAUUCUCGUAGGGGAUGAAGAUUUCCCGUAAUCCUUCUAGGGGGAGAUGGGGGAGCCAUCACCACUCAUUCCAUCCUAGGGCCCAAAUGACAUCAUACGAAUUUGAUGAAAAAACCUGGGAAAACUAAUCCCAAUCCAUUUACCAAUACAUUUACAAAUAAUCAUAUUUGAUGAUUUUGAUGAUGGUUGAAUAA